Molecule: messenger RNA, 966 nt
Organism: Babesia microti strain RI
Lineage: Eukaryota; Apicomplexa; Aconoidasida; Piroplasmida; Babesiidae
Product: deoxyhypusine monooxygenase
Exons: 5
Coding region: 1-966 (321 amino acids)
Molecular function (GO): oxidoreductase activity
Source: RefSeq, a predicted model, not a curated record
AUGGCCCUUACAUAUGACAACCCUUGCGUCAGGUCCCUUCUGGACCCAAACUCUAUAGCUGUACCUGAUAAAUCUUUUCUUAAACAGGUUAUAAUGUCCAAUGAAUCCCCUAUUGCAGCAAAACUCAGUGCUAUUAGCUUCUGCCGCGACAUACCAACGAACGAUGCUACUGAAAUACUCUUAGAUUCGUUAAAAAUCCAUUUUGACCCUCUGAUUAGACAUGAAAUAAUUUAUGCCAUAGGCCAAGCUAUAUGUUUCUCCGCCUGGCCUCAAAUAAUUGAGAUUUUAGAGGACGAAUCAGAGGAUUUUAUAGUAAGACAUGAGGCUGCUGAAGCUUUGGCAACAAUGAAGUGUGUGGAAUCUUUGCCAGUGAUCAAAAAAUACUUAAACCACCCACUUAAACCUAUAAGAGACACAUGUAUAUUAUCAGAGCAUAGCUUAAAUCAAUCUAAUGAAUCCAAUGUACAUGAACAUUCAAAAAAUUAUAUUACAAUAGAUCCAGUUCAAGCAAAUUACUCACAAGAUUUGACAUCAAUUGAUUGCGAAAUUAAAUUGCUAAAUGAUCAAUCAGCGGAACUAUACGCAAGGUACAAAUCACUAUUUUAUUUUAGAAGUUUGAAUUCUAAUGAUUCAAUAAAGAUAAUUGGAGAAGCGAUGAUUAAUGACAAAACCAGUGAAGUAUUUAGACAUGAAUGUGCAUUUGUUUUGGGGCAAUUACAAAAUCCAUUAUCAUAUAUCUACCUAAUUAAAUGCUUAGAGAAUGUAAAUGAGUCUCCCAUGACUAGGCAUGAAGCAGCAAUAGCCUUAGGUUCUGUUGCUUCUAAUAUUAUACAAAAUAAUAGAGAAAAUGAAGUGAUAAAUGAGAUUAGGGAAUCGCUAAUAAAGUUCAGUGACGAUCCUAGUGGAAUCGUGGCAAAUAGUUGUACCGUUGCUCUUGAUAAUAUAGAAUUUGCUAAUUUUUUUUAA